UAAGGCGCACUUCUGCAAAUCACGGGCCCAUCCCAAUCCAACGGCCGAAAACCUCGGUAUGCGCUCGAUAACGCUAUGCAUCGCCAAAGCGCACGAUAGCAUAUGUCCCUCUUGAAUGGUUAUCGUUCUGCCUGGUAUGCGCUCUAUUCUCCCCUCCUUAACCUCUUCCCCGCCACUUUGUUUCUCCUUUUCAGUUACUUAUCGACCGUUACAAAUCCACUCUUCAGGAUAUGAAUUUUUGUGUUGCUUUGGUGGGAAUUUCUGCUUGAUAUUUGAAGAGAUUGCUGAGAGUUUGAAGAAACCCAAAUGGGUUGCGGAUCAUAGAUCCGAGUAAGUUUGUUUUAUGGAUCAGGAUCAUUGAUUCUUAUUGCUACUUAGAUGAUUGGACUGGAAACUCAUGUUUAUGCUGCUAUGUGAUUUGAAAAUUUGUACUAAUAUGUUGAACUGGGUUCUGGAGAUUAUAGCUGUUUAAUGAUUAGAUAUAUAUUAUAUAUAUAUAUAUAUAUAUAUAUAUGAAGAAAUGGAAGAAACAGAAAUGGACUACUGUGUUAAGCUUCUUGCCAUACACUUCUAGGCUUAUGAUUUUCUGUGUGCUUAUCUCCAUCAGCAUUGCAUAAUUUCCCAUUUAUAUCACAUUCGUUAUUGGAGUAGAAACAUUUUGGGUAGUUCCAUUCGUCUACUGAGGAGGAAUGUCGGAAGGAACAAGUGCGGGGAUGGACGAUUUAUCUCAAGAUGAUACUGGCACAAUAGAGGAAAUGGCCGAGGACUCGAUUCUGUCGCGACAGACUUCUGUGAAUCUUGUUCCCUUUGUUGGCCAGAGAUUUGUUUCCCAAGAUGCUGCUUAUGAAUUUUAUUGUGGUUUUGCAAAACAAUGUGGUUUUUCGAUCAGACGUCACCGUACUAGAGGCAAGGAUGGUGUUGGCCGGGGAGUGACAAGAAGAGAUUUCACUUGUCAUCGUGGUGGAUACCCACAGAUGAAGCCAGCUGAAGAUGGAAAGAUGCAAAGAAAUCGCAAGUCGUCACGCUGUGGUUGUCAAGCAUAUAUGCGCAUUGUCAAGCGGGCAGACUUUGAUGUCCCUGAAUGGCGUAUUACAGGCUUUAGCAACGUCCAUAACCACGAACUUUUGAAAUCCAAUGAAGUGAGUCUCCUUCAUGCCUACUGUUCCAUAUCUCCAGAUGACAAGAGUCGGAUUUGCAUGUAUGCAAAAGCUGGGAUGUCAGUGCGACAAAUGUUAAGAUUGUUGGAGCUGGAGAAAGGUGUUAAACUAGGUUGUUUAACAUUUACAGAGAUAGACGUGAGAAACCUACUGCAGUCUUUUAGAAGUGUUAAUAGAGAUAAUGAUGCCAUUGAUCUUAUAGCAAUGUGCAAAAAGAUGAAAGAUGAAAACCCUCAUUUCAAGUAUGACUUCAAAAUAGAUGGUCAUAAUAGGCUGGAGCAUAUUGCUUGGUCUUAUGGUUCAUCUAUUCAAUUAUAUGAGGAAUUUGGAGACGCAGUGGUUUUUGACACAACUUAUCGUCUGGAUGCUUAUGAUAUGCUGCUAGGCAUUUGGCUUGGAGUGGAUAACCAUGGAAUGACUUGUUUCUUCGGGUGCGUGCUUCUGCGGGAUGAAAAUAUGCAGUCAUUUUUCUGGGCAUUGAAGACAUUUUGGGGGUUCAUGAAAGGAAAGACUCCACAGACAAUAUUAACUGACCAUAACAUGUGGCUGAAAGAAGCUAUUGCUGUCGUCAUGCCUCAAACAAGACACGCCUUUUGCAUAUGGUACAUUGUUGAAAAGUUCUCGGAGUGGUUUUCUCCACUUCUUGGGUCUCAAUAUGAUGAUUGGAAAGCCGACUUUGAUCAACUCUACAAUCUGCAGUCAGUAGAGGAUUUUGAGGAAAGAUGGACGGAAAUGGUUGAUAGAUAUGGACUGCAUGCAAAUAAGCAUGUAAUCAGCUUAUAUGCGCUGCGGUCGUUUUGGGCUUUAGCAUAUAUGAGGCCUUAUUUUUUUGCUGGAAUGACAAGUACAUGUCACUCAGAUUCAAUUAAUGCUUUCAUCCAACGUUUUUUGAGUGCAGUGUCUCAACUAGAUCGUUUUGUAGAGCAAGCAGCUGAUAUUGUUAAUUAUAGUGAUCGGGCUGGGGCAAAGCAAAAGUUGCAACAGAAGCUGCAGAGAGUAUGCCUUAAAACAGGUUCACCAAUUGAAUCGCAUGCUGCCUCUGUUCUUACUCCUCAUGCAUUUGGAAAACUUCAAGAGGAACUUGUAUUGGCUCCACAAUAUGCAUCUCUUCCAGUAGAUGAAAGUUGUUUCCAGGUCCAGCACCAUACUCAGGCAGAUGGAGGCUGCAAAGUGAUUUGGGUUCCAAGUCAGGAGCACAUCAGCUGUAGCUGUUGUGAGUUCGAGUUCACAGGCAUCCUCUGCAGGCACGUUCUUCGUGUCUUGUCAAAUAAUAAUUGUUUUCGUAUUCCAGACCAAUAUCUACCCAUCCGCUGGUGUGGUGUCAGUUCAUCUUCCACUAACACCUUUCAGACUGCUAAAGACAAGUCUGAGAAGAUUCAACUAUUGGAGUCCAUGGCUUCAACACUUGUUGCUGAAUCAGUUGAAACAGAGGAGCGCCUUGAUGUUGCAUAUGAGCAAAUUGCAGUGGUAUUAUCACGUGUAAAAGACCUUCCUAGUACAACACGUAAGGCAAAUGUAGGAGCCUCUAAUUGUCCACCUGAUUUAAUGACUCUACCGGAGGUGGAAGUUGACAAUGGAGAUGUUCGUUUUACAAUUGGAAACUCUCAUGAAUCUGUUUCUUCAGGAAAGCUUAAAGAGAGAAGACCAAAAGAAACUGUUGAAAGUAAUAGAAAGCGAACGCGGCAUUGUGCUGGCCCCUGCUGUCUGAGUGUCCAGUGAUGGGAGGUGAUAUUUUGAAUUGAGAUGUUGUAGAAAACUUGUAGAGUAAAAAAUUGGAAAUAGACUAGUUUAUGUAGCAAAGGAAAAUGCCGAAAAUCAGCACUUCUUCAAUGUUCAUUUUUGUCAAUAUUUUGUUAUUCAUUACUGUGGUGCGACUUUUCUCCUUAUACUGAGUUCACACCCUUCAUCUCAAAUGUAACUGGAGUUUGGAGAUUAAUAUGUGCUCUAAUUUCUUCAA
Messenger RNA from Rosa rugosa (rugosa rose), 3114 nucleotides. Its product is annotated as protein FAR1-RELATED SEQUENCE 11-like. The transcript is spliced from 4 exons. Bases 690 to 2876 code for a protein of 728 amino acids. The record is from RefSeq and is a predicted model, not a curated record. Gene Ontology annotation, molecular function: zinc ion binding. Gene Ontology annotation, biological process: regulation of DNA-templated transcription. Lineage: Eukaryota; Viridiplantae; Streptophyta; Magnoliopsida; Rosales; Rosaceae.